AUGUCGUCUUCAAGAUAUCCUCCUCCACCAAGAGAUCGCUCCCCACCUCGAUUCGACCGCAGACCAUCAACUAACUAUACGCCUCCGAGCUCUUCGUACAGAGGCCAAGGAGAACCCGGCUUGCUACCGGCUCAGCGAGACCCUCCUCGAGGUCCGAAGGCUGACUUUCGAGGUGGUGGAGGUGCUUUUCCAUUCAGUUCUACUGCGCGUGGUCGAGGUGGAGGAUUUGCUCCCCGGCCUAAUGAAAACUGGGACAGAGACCGUGAACGGGACCGUGAACGAGAUCGCGAUCGAGACGCACGGCCACCCCCACAGUCCUACCGGGGUCGAGAAGAUGACCGCGCCGAAUGGCCUCGACGUGAUCGUGACUUCGCAACUACCGAUCGCAAUGUCACAUUAGCCAGAGACACUCGACCCUAUGUUGGCAGAGAACGCUCGGCCUCUCCAGUUCGACCCAGAAGAGACUCGCGUGAAUCGAUCCCUUCUACUUUCUCUCGUCCUGCGGAAUCGGCAUCUUCAUACUAUCCUCCCACAGGGCGGGGCGGGCUUGGCCGUGGCAGGGGAAGAGGUGACUGGGAGAGGGGCAGGGGCAGGAGUUCUUUCGUAAGCGAGCGUGAGCGGGACCUGUUCCAUCCACGAAGCCGUUCAAGAGAGAGCUGGCGGGAUCGUGAAUUCGACCGAGGUCGGCCGCCCCCUGGUGACGCUGACCGCUCCGACAGGUAUGAGCGUCGAGACUAUGAGCGAAGCCGAGAGCGUGAAGUCAGAGCUCGAGACUCACGAGACCACGACGUUUGGCCGAGGGAUCAAUCGCCCGCUAGGACAUCUACUGGAAACACGGGCGCCGCUGUUGCCACCCCGUCUGCUUCUGGCAAUGACCGACCUGGGAAACCCGAUCUCGAUACACCCAGACGGUCGUCCCUUGUGGCUACGCCAACCAGCGCCAUCCGCGACAGUCGGCGUGAUGGCGAAGGAGCAGAUUAUUUUGGAAGUUCGAGGCUGGAUCCUUCUCGUCGUGACCAAUCCCAACCCCCACAACAACCCUCUACCAACGUUGGCCUUGACUAUGGCCCCCCGCCGUCCUUGCCACCGUCAAUCACCACCCCCGCUGCGGAAAAGCCGGCCUUACCGAAGCCACAACCUCCCAAGACCGAGCAAGCAACACCUUUGCCAGCCACUUUUCAACCGCCUAGUGGGCCAAAAGCUGGCAGGACAGUGCCCACAGCGAGCCUCACUCAACCCGUGAAGACGCCCCAAAACCAGGACGCCUGGACUCGUACCGAGCCUGUUUCGCGUCCCGUCCGCCCUGGGCUGAUCCCAAGUGCAAGCAAUUUAUCGACAGAAGGGAGCAUAAAGAAAGAGGAGCUCCCCGUCGAAGCCAAACCGCCUGCGGCGCCAGCUACUGACCGCUCUAUGCCUCCAAAUGUUCCUUCCGGCCCACGACUAGGCAAUGUGCCGCCAUUUAAACACAGACUGUCUUCGAGUGAACCAUCAGGCUCUGGUCCACCUCCUAUGGCACCAAGAGAACCUUCUUCAAAACCUUCCGGAUUGGACAAUCGCGCUCCAGCAAUUCCGACAGGCCCUCGUCUUGACCGCGAAGUUUCGAGGACAAUGCCAGGGACAGCCUCCAAGAUAUGGAUCUCCCCGGACUACAAACCAAAGCCUUCCAUUAUGAACGCAAUGAACAAACAGUUCCAGCCUGAAACCCGGGAAAGAGGCUUGAUACCCACAGGCCCAAGGCAGCAGAAUGUGUUCCCUACUCACGCCGACAAGGCUCGGGCACCACAUACAUCUGCAAAUGCGAUCCCAUUUGCACCGUCUGGGCCUAAGGCGCUGAUAGCAACAAGCCCCAAUAUCCAAGACGCCAAAAUGACCAUCUUGCCUCCUAGGCAUCCCGUCGACGAGUUCCAACCCCAAGAAGAUGUGAUAAUGUCGGUUCCUGCAUCCAGUGAGGACGAGGACGAAGCUGAAGAUGAUUCUUUCGAUGAAGAGUACUAUAUUGAAUCUGAAGAGAGGCAUAAGCAGGAGAUGGAAUUGCUUGAAGCUAAGAAACCACCACCUUUAUUACAAGAUGCUGCCAUUGUGGCCCUCCUUGUCAAGCUGCAAUUUCUUGAGAUGAUAUCUCAAGCUCCUGUUCUUAGGCCCGUUUCCAAACCUGUCGAGGUCACAAAAGAGGAGGCUCCUGCUUCUGUUACCGUUGUAACCGGGUUACCGUCCCCAGACCAGAUCCCUCAUGAGACCGAGUCUAAACAGGAAGUGAAGGAAGUGGAAUUACCACAUCCUAAAGGACGACCUCUCAAACAGCCACCAGUGAACCCCAUACCCACUCCUCCCAUCGAAGAUUUGCCGUAUCUGAAGCCGGGACCUAUUGAGCCAGUCGUCUUUGAAGACUCUGACAACGAAGUCGAACAUGAAGCAGUCGCAAUUCUCCUUCAACAAGAAUUUGAGCGCAAUGCUUGGGACUGGAGAUCUGAGCUUGAAGAAAUGCACGCGGAGUUCAAGGCCAGGUAUCCUCUAUGGAAGCAGAAGAUCCAUCGACUGGAACAAGAUAGGCGUGAGCUACAGGCUAGCCCUGCGCCUGCCUCUCCUGCACCAUCAGUGGCACCAUCGGUCACACCUUCGUUAACCCAUGAACGUACCAGAGGCGCGCGAAAUACGACAGAAGCCGAUUUACAAGCCGCAAUUUUAAUGUCUCAGCAGUCCCUCAGAGAAGAAGAAGAACGACGAGAGAGAGAGGCAGCUUCUAGCUCUUUGCCAAACUACGACACGGAGGCUGUCGUACCGCCAAUGCUAAAGCCCGCGGACAUUGAAUUAUCCCAAUUCGAAGAGACGAACCAUCUCAUUCCAAAUGAAUGGGCAUUACAUGCUUUUGCCUACGUCCCUCCCGAGGACGACUUUACGGAAGAGGAGCAAAGCCGUUUCAUCACAGCCUACUGUCAAAAUCCGAAGAAAUGGGGCAAGAUCGCAGAAUCUCUUCCGGGGAGAACGUAUCAAGAGUGCAUCGUUCAUUACUACUUGACGAAGGCCCAGGCUCACUACAAAGACCUCUGGAGACGAUCGCAGCCUAGGAAGCGCGGUCGACGAGGGGCUGCAACUAAACCCCGUUCCACGGCAUUGAUGUCCGAGCUCCUCAAUGGUGAUGAUGCAGAGGCGACACCCGUUGCCGUUACAGAUAGCGGAAGGCCGAGGCGGGCGGCGGCGCCCACAUUUGGAGAUGCCCCCAGCGAAGCUGACUCUUCAACACCCGCCCCACAGUCGAAGAAGCUUACAUCGGCCUUGAAAGAUGGCAAUUCAGACGGCAGUGGAACCAAAACGUCUAGAGGCCGCAAGGCUGGUACUGCUGCUAAAGUGCGCAGGACCAAGGCACAGAUUCAAGCAGAGCAGCAACAGGCUUUACUUUUGAAUGCUGCUGAAGCCUCGCCCGGCAAACCUGCCACCGCUGCUAAGGUUGAAAGAGGGCGUACACUGAUUCGCGCUGAAAAUGUGCCCAUCAGACCCGAUCCUCCCGCCAUCCCGCAAGUGCAGCGACCGGUUGAAGCAGGACUACAGCACUAUCCUAUCUGCGAUGUCCCAAUCGGCCCUCCGGCAGCCCCAGCGUCGACAACAUCGUUGCAAGUGACGAGUUAUUGGUCGGUACCCGAACAGCACAAGUUUCCAGAGCUUCUGGCGUACUUUGGUCGAGACUUUACCGCGAUUGCAGACUUCAUGAAGACCAAAAGCGUGACAAUGAUCAAAAAUUAUUAUUCUCGGCAAAUCAAUGACGGCAAAGAUGAGCUUGAAAAGUUCGCCCGGAUGGGUGAGCAGAUGCGCGAACAGAUGCGCAUCGCCGGAAAGGUCGCAAUUCCACCUCCAAGUCCGAUCGCGGCUCCAAAACGUCGGUACGACACAGCAUUGGCACCCAUCCCUCGUCCAACAACCCAGGGUGAGCAGAACGUUGUAGAUGGUGAGCCGCUAGUUCCAGCAAUCACCCAGAGCGUCAUUGAAGACUUCCCUCGGAACAUUCUCGAACGGACAGCCUCUGGGGACCUUAUUUCCAAGCCCCGCCCAGUCGGACGCGAAACACUUCGUGAGGCCACUUUACCUGCUUCUCUUCCACCCAAGACUGAAGAGCUUCCGAGAUUACCCAGUGACCGUCCUUCUCUCUUUGCCCACAAACCAUUGCAUGGCCCCAAAGCUGGCGUUUUCCAGGAUGAUAUCGGUUUCCAGCCUUCCCGUCAAAAUCUUCGGGCAACGCUUCAGGAGCGGUCGCCCCAAAUACUCACGCAGAGACUUCCGGAUCUGCCUCGCCCUGAAUUAGGUCAACAAGCCCCAAUACCGACAGCCGCUCCAAGCCUUCUUGGCUCGCAAGAGCCUCUCAUUCAAGGACAGCCACGGCCCCAAGCUCCUCCCGCUCCUCCUGUUCAAGGCAUCCAGGCUCAUGUCGAGAAGUAUACACAGCUAAAUGCUUUGCAUCCCAGCCAGAACCAUAACAGUAGCUCGGCAACGCCGAGCCAACCGCCUCUGGAGAGGUCUCAGGAUAUUUCCUCUUUGCGCCACAUGGACGAUCAACGUCCAUUGUAUCGACCUGGUCCGACAGGAUCUCCAGCAUUGACACCAACAUCAAUAUCUGCCUCGCAGCCUGCGCGAGCCGAGAUAUUUCGGCCAGCGCCAGCGCCUCCGCCUGCAGAAGCUCCGAAACCUCCCGCCAAACGCUCGAAUGUUUUUGGUCUUCUCAACGAUGAUCCCCCAGAUCCACCGCCAAAGCGACCGUCUCUGGAGACACCGAAACGAACAUCCAUCCUCUCUCCGCAGAUUAGUGCUCUUCCUCCAGGACAGAAUCUGCUACAGCAACCGCGAAGCCAGCAUCACCCUGAAGAUCCGCUUCUGAAUAGAGCGCCGAGAGGCCCAUAUGGUCCCAGUAGCGGCAGCGUGCUCUCAGCAGGUAGCGGGCAGCAGUCAUCGACUGAGUAUCCGAGUUCGUUUUCUGCAACUACUGCCCCUGGACCCAGCAAUGAAGCAUGGAUGGACCGUUUUGAUCCGCGUCCUCAGGGAGUCCCAAGUGAUCAGCGGAGUCACCACCAUUCGCCUGCCCCGAGUCACUAUUCUGUUGUACCUCCAACUUCCCAGCAGAGUAGCAUUCCUCCGCUCCAUUCGGUGCGAGUGGACGCGACCCGAGGAAUGGAUCGAUCUGGAAUCGACCACCGGCGGACGUUGCUAAGCCCAAUCAAUCAGAUACCACAUGUGCCCUCUCCUCCACCUCAACAGCCGACACAGCUUGUGCCACAAUUGCGUUCAGCUUCCACUUCAUCGCACCAUUCACGGGUACCCUCUGUUGGUUACUCUGCUUCGCAGCCGCCGAGUCAGUCUUCGCUCAGUCACCCGACAAUCCCGCAAAGUCACUCUCACUCGGCAAGCUCAACUCCUGUCUCAAGUCUUCACCGAGCUCAAUCGUCUCUCGAUUUUGCACCACGACUAACCAUCCAACAACACAUGGCUCAGCAAAACCAGCAGAAACAACAGCAAGAGCAGCAGCGUGAACACGAAAGACACAUCCAACGCCAUCGAGAAUUGGAAGCGGCACAACAGCGUGAUCGGGAACGCGAGCGAGAACAGCAGCAGCAGCAGCAGCAACAACAGCAACAGCAACACAUGAGGCGGGACAUGUACGGUAUUGAACAUCAUGCAACGCCUACAGUGUCUCGCCAAAACCAACUGGGGACGGCAGUCAAUCAAAGCCACGUGGCAUUCGCUCAACGUGAGAUUCCACGAACCUAUACACCUCCGCAUUCACAUAGUAAUUCUCACUCUCAUUCUCACUCGCAAUUUCCGGGAUCUAGUCACGGCCCGGGUGGCUUGGGAGCGCCUCAUCCUCUUCAGCAUCCACAUCCGCAUGCACACCAGCAGCAGCAGCAGCAGCAGCAACAACAACAACACCAACAUCAACACCAACAUCAACAUCAGCACCAGCACCAGCACCAGCAUCAAACGGGGCCACUUCCACACCUACAGGCGCAAGGGAGAAGUCAACCGCCGCCUCAUUUGCAUCACCCUCACCCUUCUCAACCGCAAAUCCUCCAUCCAGGACCGACAGGGCAUUUUCGAGCGAUGAGUCAAGGAGAACCGAGACGUGAUGAGAGACGGUGA
Molecule: messenger RNA, 6120 nt
Organism: Cladophialophora psammophila CBS 110553
Lineage: Eukaryota; Fungi; Ascomycota; Eurotiomycetes; Chaetothyriales; Herpotrichiellaceae
Exons: 2
Coding region: 1-6120 (2039 amino acids)
Biological process (GO): positive regulation of transcription by RNA polymerase II; mitotic cell cycle
Cellular component (GO): nucleus
Molecular function (GO): RNA polymerase II cis-regulatory region sequence-specific DNA binding; DNA-binding transcription factor activity, RNA polymerase II-specific
Source: RefSeq, a predicted model, not a curated record